GCAACUUUUGCAGAAGGGGGAGUGUGAUCCAGCGAGAUCUCUGGGUCCGGGCGGCUGCUGUUGCUGCUGCUGCUGCUGCUGUAGGGGGAGGGGAAAGAGCCGGAGCGAGUCCUUGCUUCUGCCGCCGCUAGACGGAUAAUCAGCGGCGACCGAGGAGCAGGAGGGAAACGGAGAGACUGAGAAACGCAAAGGGCAGGGAGGAAGAAAAAAUAAAAAAAGGAGCUUGCAACUUGCGCGCCGGGCUUCACCUUGCAGCCGCUCGCGUGAGCCGAACGAGGUGGGCGAGCGGUCGGUGGGUGCAAAGUGGAGGAAAAAUACAUUUUUUAAAAAAAAAAUAAUAAUAAUCGACCCGAAAGACUUACAAAGAAACUCUCAAGAGAAAUCGUACCUCCCACCAUGGUCCAGCAAGCGGAAAGUCCAGAAUCGGAGAACAACCUGCCCAGAGAAGCGAUGGAUACCGAAGAAGGGGAGUUUAUGGCGUGCAGCCCGGUGGCGCUGGAUGAGAGCGAUCCGGAUUGGUGCAAAACGGCCUCGGGGCACAUCAAGAGACCGAUGAACGCCUUCAUGGUGUGGUCCAAGAUCGAGCGAAGAAAAAUCAUGGAGCAGUCGCCGGACAUGCACAACGCCGAGAUCUCCAAGCGCCUGGGCAAGCGGUGGAAAAUGCUCAAGGACAGCGAAAAGAUCCCGUUCAUCCGGGAAGCCGAAAGACUGCGCCUUAAACACAUGGCCGAUUAUCCCGAUUACAAAUACAGGCCGAGGAAAAAGCCCAAAAUAGACCCGUCCGCCAAACCCAGCGCCAACCACAGCCCGGAGAAAAACACACCCACCAGUACCGGCAGCGGCAACAGCAACGGCGGCAAGAGCGCCAAAAGCUCCAGUAAGAAAUGUAGCAAAGGGAAAACCUCCUCCUCCUCCUCCUCCUCCUCCUCCUCUUCCUCCUCGUCGUCUCCCCCGAAGGCCGGGACGAAGCUGGCCCCCCACCCGGGCGACUACGGGGGAGAGGAUUACCACCAAUUCGGGACGCUGAAAGUGAGCAGCAAGACCAUCAAGUGCGUCUUCAUGGACGAGGACGACGAGGAGGAGGACGACGACGACGACUUGCAGCUGCGGAUCAAGCAGGAGGAGGACGACGAGGAGGAGGAAGAGGACCACCACCAGCAGCAGCAACAGCAGCAGCAGCAGCAGCAGUUGAGGCGGUACAACGUAGCCAAAGUCCCGGCCAGCCCCACCUUGAGCUCCUCGGCGGAGUCCACCGAAGGGGCCAGCCUGUACGAAGAGGUGAGGGGGGGCGCCGCCUCGCAUGGCGCCAGCGCCAGCAGACUCUACUACGGCUUCAAGAGUAUGCCCAAGAGCGCCCAGCAGCCCAGCCUGUCCCCGGCUUCCUCCCGGUCCGUCUCCACCUCCUCCUCCUCCUCUUCUUCCAGCAGCAGUAGCGAAGAGGCGGACGACCUGAUGUUUGACUUGAGCUUGAAUUUCUCCCAGCACACUCACGCCGCCUCGGAGAUGGGCGUGAGCUCCGCGGCGGGCAACCUGUCCCUUUCUCUCGUGGACAAGGAUUUGGAUUCGUUCAGCGAGGGUAGCUUGGGCUCUCACUUUGAGUUCCCCGAUUACUGCACCCCGGAGCUGAGCGAGAUGAUCGCUGGCGACUGGCUGGAAGCGAACUUUUCCGACUUGGUUUUCACUUACUGAAGAAGCGAGCGAGGGCGGGAGGGAGAGAGCAGAAGAAAACGCGAUGGGCAGGCGAACAGGCUGAGAGAGAGAGAGAGAUCAAAAGGACUGAGAAAAAAAAAAGAAAAAAAUCGGUAAUGGAAAGUGAUUUACGCUUAAACGUGGUGGAGUUUUGAAGUGAAGUAAUGAUCAAAAUGUCUUUGGAUUUUUCUUUUCUUUCUUUUUAAAGUCUUGAAGUUAGUUCCAAACCGAGUCCGGAGUUGUGAUUUUUUUUUCCUUCUGAUUUUUUUUUUUUUAAAUUGGUAAUCACAACAGUAGCAGCAAGGAAAAAAAAGGCAAACGGGACUGGGGGUUAAAAGAUUCAGAAGGCGUUGUUUGAAGUUUGUGAUUGAAGUCUGGAAGUGGUCUGCAAAAAAAGUCUUUUGGCAGCACAACUGUUACUCAAGGGGGUUUGUGGAUUUUUGUUUUUGUUUCUCCUACAAAGAUUUCUAAGGACUGUUCUGAUUUUUUUAAAAAAAAUUUAAAGGGACCAUUGCAAACUUUUUGUUUGGAGGGAGAAAACUGAUGUCUUCUAUGCAUCCAAUUCUUAACAAAGCUGCAGGGAGCUUGAAAAAAAAUGCAGACUGUACAAACGCUUACAAAAAAAAAACUGUGAACUGACUUAAGAUCAGAGUUUACUUUUCAGAUCAAAUUGUUUAUGGUUUUACAAAUGUGAUUUCUACUUGCCAACUUUUUUUUUGUAACUUGUUCCCUUAUACCUCCUUGAUUGAAUACCAGACAGCCUAGACCUCAGUACACAAAGGUAUUGAAACAUUUUUGAUACAUAACAGACCUCAGUCUUUUUAAAAAAUUAAUAUAUUUUCAGGCGUAUUUUUGUACAGUGAAAGGGAACAUUCUUGCUGUGUUUUUUCAGUAAGACUUUUCAGGCACUUCUUCCCUUUUAUUUUUUUAUUUUUUUCCUCUGUUUUUAGCAUGCAAGUUAUAUGGGUACGUUUAUGUCCUGGUUUUGAAAGGAUUUAAAAAAAAUCCUUGUAUCUAAAGGCCUUGUGGUUUAAAAAAAACAAGAAAACAAAACACUUUUUUGUACAGCUAUAGUUCAGAUUUGUUCAAUAUUUGUAGGUAAAGAUUUAUUGAAAAUGGUGAUAUAGACCUCAGAGCUGUUAUCUUAGUUUAAAAGAUUGUAUAUGUACUGUACUAUAGUAGGAAUUUAUGUAUCUCAUAUGCUGUGAUAUGUGAAUGGGGGCCCAGAUGGAAGGUAUGAAACUGGAUUCUCGACUUUUUUUUAGUGAAAAUUUAAAAAAAAAACUAAUGAAAUGGGGAAAAAAAAGAAAGGCACAUAGUAAAAGUUUCUCAUUUUGUGCAAUAUGAUUCUUACAAGUACAGACCAUCUGCAUAUUUUGUAGCAUAGGAUGGUAACAUAACAGACUUGUGCACUGUCAACAACAUUGCCUGUUUUUUUUUUUUUUUUUUAAUGCUGAAAGUCUGUAUCUUGACAGUUUUAAUAAAUCAGCUGGAACUGAUAGAAACUCGA
Molecule: messenger RNA, 3199 nt
Organism: Pantherophis guttatus
Lineage: Eukaryota; Metazoa; Chordata; Lepidosauria; Squamata; Colubridae
Source: RefSeq, a predicted model, not a curated record